Molecule: messenger RNA, 1049 nt
Organism: Aspergillus homomorphus CBS 101889
Lineage: Eukaryota; Fungi; Ascomycota; Eurotiomycetes; Eurotiales; Aspergillaceae
Product: chorismate mutase ARO7
Exons: 3
Coding region: 148-948 (266 amino acids)
Biological process (GO): chorismate metabolic process; aromatic amino acid biosynthetic process
Cellular component (GO): cytoplasm
Molecular function (GO): chorismate mutase activity
Source: RefSeq, a predicted model, not a curated record
GAUCGGCAAAGCUAGCGUUGUAGGAUUCUGUAACCCUCAAUACUUACUUAAGUCCGAUAUCGUUCCUUGGGAAUGUUAAACUCCUAGCCGAAUCUCUGCUUCAGAUUGUGAGAUUGCAUUCUGUUCUUUUCUGAUAUUUGCAACAUCAUGGAUACGGCCAUUGAUCUUUCCGAUGCCUCCAAGGCGUUGGACCUUGCUAAUAUUCGCUUCCAGCUGAUCCGACUUGAAGAUACCAUCACUUUUCACCUUAUCGAACGGGUCCAAUUCCCCCUCAACAAGCCCGUCUACACCCCCGGUGGUGUCUCGAUCCCCGGCGAUGAUAUCAGUCUCCUGGACUACCUACUUCGCGAACAGGAGCGCAUCCAGUCGCGCGUUCGCCGCUACCAGUCGCCUGACGAGUACCCUUUCUUCCCCGAUGUUCUGGAAGAACCCAUCCUGGCGCCCCUGGAAUACCCCAAGAUUCUGCACGACAAUGACGUGAACGUCAACAGCAUCAUCAAGCAGCGCUACAUCGAGAACAUCCUCCCAGCCGUCUGCGCUCAUUUCGGCCGAGAAGACCGCGGCGAAACCCAGGAGAACUACGGCUCCUCCGCUACCUGCGACGUCAGCUGUCUCCAGGCUCUGUCGCGUCGCAUUCAUUUCGGCAAAUUCGUCGCCGAAUCUAAGUUCCAGAAGGAGCCGGAGCGCUUCGUUAAGAUGAUCAAGGCUAACGACCGCGCGGGUAUCGAUGCUGCUAUCACCGAUGCGAAGGUUGAGCAGAAGGUUCUCGAGCGCUUGGCGCUGAAGGCUAAGACAUAUGGUACGGACCCCGCGUUUCCCGCGGAGAACGGACCCAAGAUCAAUGUCGAUGCGGUGGUCGCGAUGUACAAGGAGUAUGUCAUCCCCCUUACCAAGGUCGUCGAGGUCGACUACUUGAUGCAACGCUUGAAGGGUACACAAUGGGAGUGAAAAGGAACGAGUGAAGAUUCAUCACUCAUAUCUGCACAAUUCCCUUAGACGUUAUUAUGAUACCAUCGAGUUAUGCAAGAAAGAACAAAGACAGAUUCACC